UAAGAAAGAUGCUUUGAAAACAUUCAGUGUAAAGACAAGCGAGCGGCGCGCCACACGUGAAGAGAUUGCAGCGUUCGAAAUUUAAAGACGCGCGGGAAAAAUGUUAAGAACUUAUAUAUAUGAUUUGGUGUAAUGAAAUUAAUUUAAACAUAUUUAGUGUUGUUCUUAUAACUUUAUAGUACAUGUGGAUUUUUUUAAAGUAAUACUACGUUAGUGGGUGCGCCGAUAUGUGGCGGCCAGUACUAAUUACAACUCUAGUGAUAUCGAGUAUCUAUGCUCGUUCCAAUCAGGUCAGGGACGUAACCACGUCUUGCGACAAGAGCUAUAUUAGUAUUCAUCUUGAUAUGGAACAACCAUUCAAAGGACUCGUGUUCAGUAAGGAUUUCUCCAGGGAAUGUCGGGUACAAGGUCAAAUGCAUACGAAUGUAACUCUUCACUUGCCAUCAAAUGCGUGUGGUGUAAGAACAUCUACCCUGAACACAACGGUGGAGGAGCUAGAUGACAACGAAGAUCUCUACUACAGUGUAGAACUGAUCGUUCAAAUGGACAGGCAACUGCAACAGUCUUCGGAUCAGGAAAUAAUAAUCAGGUGUAAAUUGCAACCGCGUGCGGUACGAAUAAGCAGUUCCGCGCUGGAGGGCGUCAUUAAGUCCAGGUUGCGAGAAAUGACUGGACAAGAAGGAAAACGUGUAAGGACGGGCAGAAACCGUCAAGGCUGGGAGCACGCGGGCGAGCUGGAGCAGCGGCAGCGCGUGGCGGAGGCGGCGCGCGCGUGGAUGGAGCUCGCGCCCGCGCGCGUCGAGGUGGGGCAGCCCACGCGCCUGCUCGUGCAGUGCACGCUGCCAGUUGGAGUCGGUCUUCGUGUAACCAACUGCGUAGCUCACGAUGGUUUAGGUGAAGCGUCGCAGAAACUCUUGGACGAAGCCGGCUGUCCCAUAGACGAGGCCAUAUUCAACAAACCCACUCUGCACCGACACAGGCAGAAGGGCGAGAUCGAUUCGUCAGACUUGGAGCCGGUUAACGAAAUAAAUUUACAAAGUGACAGAUCCGAUCCCGAUGACGUCAUUCGAAAUAUGAUGACGUAUCAACACGCUGUGACAACAUUCGCUGCCUUCAAGUUUCCAGAUAGAGCAAAGUUGCACCUCUCGUGUGGGAUAGAAUUGUGUAAAGGGGUUUGUCCGCACGUCGACUGCAAGUCUCUGCAGAAGCCGCACCAAACGAAAGAUGGUUUAGUUCGAAAGGCUCGAUUGGACAAAGAAGCGAGAGGAGUUGUGAUAGACAGGCUGGAAGUGUAUAACAGUAUCGAAGUUCUCGCACCGAAUAUUGAGUUAGAGGAUGAAGCUUCCAUUAGAGGUUCUAGAAGAGUAGAAGGUGAAGAAGACUUUGUUCGAGGCUUCUCUCCAGGCGACAAAACAAUUUGUCUUUCACCGGGGAAAAUGGCCCUUGCAUUCUGUAUUCUAGGAGUCAUAUUCCUUUGCGCUAUUGCAAUCGCGUUUGCGUCACUAGUGCGAGCGAGACGGAGAGUUACACGUGAACCAAUUCAUACAUCUCUUUCAUUCUACACUGGUAGCAAGAGUAUUUUCUCUUCUAGCGGCAGCAGCAGUUCAGGAUUGAGUGGAAGCAAACUUCUUCUAACUGAUAGUCCAUACUUAGAUCAUCAUUCAUCGUCUAGUAACAACUGGCCUUACAACAGUGCGUUCUAAGCAUUAUUUUUUUAUUUUGGAAAAAGAAU
Messenger RNA from Vanessa tameamea, 1732 nucleotides. RefSeq lists its product as uncharacterized. The record is from RefSeq and is a predicted model, not a curated record. The coding region runs from base 228 to 1703 and encodes 491 amino acids. The transcript has 7 exons. Lineage: Eukaryota; Metazoa; Arthropoda; Insecta; Lepidoptera; Nymphalidae.